Messenger RNA from Dendrobium catenatum, 708 nucleotides. Its product is annotated as WAT1-related protein At1g21890-like. The record is from RefSeq and is a predicted model, not a curated record. Lineage: Eukaryota; Viridiplantae; Streptophyta; Magnoliopsida; Asparagales; Orchidaceae. Gene Ontology annotation, cellular component: plasma membrane. The transcript is spliced from 5 exons. The coding region runs from base 1 to 708 and encodes 235 amino acids. Gene Ontology annotation, molecular function: transmembrane transporter activity.
AUGAUGAUGAUUUUCAGUAAUGGAGGCCUCAAAGUUUUGCAGGAGGUAAAGCCCUACUUAUACAUGGUUCUGCAACAGUUUUUCAUUGCCGUCAUGUAUGUACUAGCGGAGGCAACCCUCAAGGAUGGGAUGAACCAAUAUGUGCUUGUUGUAUAUCGUAACAUCAUUGUACCCAUCUCCUUGUUUGAUAGCUAUAUUUGUCAGUGCAGGAAACAGAUACCAAGAAUUACAACGGUCAUCGUACUUAAGAUAAUUGCGUUAGCUUUCCUGGAUCCAGUGCUUCAACAAAAUUUCUUUUACAUGGGAGCCAAAUUGACCUCAGCAAGCUUUGCUGCUGCGCUUGAAAAUAUAAUUCCUGCCAUUACUUACAUUAUGGCCCUUGUUCUCAGGUAUUUGCAAGGAGUUGUGAUGAAUGAGAAAGGUCCAGUUUUUGUCGGUGCUUUCAUCCCUCUUUGCUUCUUCUUUACCAUGGCCUUGGGCUCCUUCUUUCUGUCCGAGAAAAUAUCAUUGGGAAUGGCUAUUGGGUCAAUUAUAAUGGUGGCAGGCCUCUAUGCUCUUCUAUGGGGCAAUAGCAAGGAUCAACUAUCUCAGCAAAAUGUAAGAGAUCCAGGGGAGCAAGAGCUAUCCUUCUCUACAGCUACAUUGGUUGGUAAUUCCCACCAACCCACACGGCAAUCUAAUAUACUUGACAAGUCAAUGUCAGUAUAG